GGAUGCGACAUAUUAUGUCAAUUAAUUCGAGUCCCUCUAUCCUGAAGAGCCAGUUUCUGUUUCCUCACUAGCAAUUCAAUUUCAAGCUGAAAAGAAUUGAGUGGUUGUCCCAAUAAGAGGUUACAGUAUCCGAACCGACUUCUACUUAAGAUCACUUUGGCCAUCCCCUGUUUUUUCUUGGCUUUUUCUUCCUCUCUCUUGCUUUUUUGGCACGUAACUUGGGAGGAGCGGGAGAAGACAAAACACCAUUCAAUAAUAUGUCAUGGGUCAACUUUUUCUUGUCUUCCAUGUGUCCCUAAGCUCCACUUUACAGUUCCUGCAUCAUUUGUGGCCAUAUUACUCCCAGGAGCAGUGCUGGACAAUAUAAAUAGGAUUUGAUACCGAUGCCCCGUAACGUGAGCAGUUCUUGUUAGUACACAAAUCAUGGAUCGAAAUGCACCUGCUGGUUUUGUUUUCAACCCCUCAAGUUCUCACUCGAUGUAUUAUCAAGACAAGAAGGGUAGCCGAAUGAUCGAUCUGGGUCUUAGCCUGAGAACUCUGCAGUCUGAUUCAUGCGAUGAUCCAUCUGGCGAUUCAGCAAUGACCACACAUGGGUGCGGCGAGCUAUUUGAUUGGCAGCAAUUGAACCAGUUGCAAUACUCAAACUCGAAAAACCCAUGCUCGAAAAUUCUCCAGGACGCCUACUAUGAUGAGGAGGCAGAGGGGGUUCAGAGCGAAGAGCGAUCGAUAUAUGUCAAAGUCACCAUGGAUGGAUUAGUCGUCGGUAGAAAACUGUGCAUGCUUGAUCACAGCAGUUACUGCAGUUUGGCACUUCAAUUGGAAGACAUGUUUGGUGGACAGUGCGCAUAUGGGUUGAGAUUGUCCGAGCCCGAGUCCGAGUACACCUUGCACUAUAAGGAUAGGGAAGAGAAUUGGAGUACUGUGGGUGAUGUUCCAUGGAUGGAGUUCAUCGGACGCGUUAAGCGCAUGCGGAUCACGAGAAAGAGCGAAGCAUUUCUUCCAAUGAUCCUGGAAAGGCAUCAGCCGACGAGCAACCAACUUAACUGGGGUUUCGAGAGCAAUGAUUCGACCGAGAUGUAAAAUGAAGUUCGUGGUUCCUCAAAAUUAAAGGUGUAUCAUGUAGACCUUUCAAAUUACUGUUUCAUGUCUCAUAAAGGUUUGCUGAUUUUACCUGAUAGACUUUCUUCCCAUAGAAUAGUAUUAGGGAUGAGCAUCGGUCCAGGAUUGCCUUGGCUCGGCCCAACCUUGUCGGUCCUAGUUUAGCUCCUAGGGGGACUAGAUCGGUUCUUGUCCUGAUACCUUGAACUUUGCACUAUGUCGGUUGAUCA
This is a messenger RNA of Eucalyptus grandis, 1328 nucleotides long. Its product is annotated as auxin-responsive protein IAA32. Lineage: Eukaryota; Viridiplantae; Streptophyta; Magnoliopsida; Myrtales; Myrtaceae. The transcript is spliced from 4 exons. Gene Ontology annotation, molecular function: protein binding. Gene Ontology annotation, biological process: regulation of DNA-templated transcription. Gene Ontology annotation, cellular component: nucleus. The coding region runs from base 424 to 1080 and encodes 218 amino acids. The record is from RefSeq and is a predicted model, not a curated record.